Molecule: messenger RNA, 2299 nt
Organism: Oreochromis niloticus (Nile tilapia)
Lineage: Eukaryota; Metazoa; Chordata; Actinopteri; Cichliformes; Cichlidae
Gene: nudt6
Product: nudix (nucleoside diphosphate linked moiety X)-type motif 6
Exons: 5
Coding region: 132-1082 (316 amino acids)
Molecular function (GO): ADP-ribose diphosphatase activity; NAD binding; NADH pyrophosphatase activity
Source: RefSeq, a predicted model, not a curated record
UUAGUGGUUCAUUACGGUAUUUAUGCAAUUUCCUGCACGGAGGUUUACGCAACUGUACUGGACAGCUCAUUUACCGGCUGUCAGCUGAAUAUAUUCUGCUUUUAUUCGGUUACUUAUCGUGUUACCGUAAUAUGGCUGGCUGUACCUUUGUUGCCAGACUUUUGCCGUUGGCGAGAGGCCGCUUUUGUAAUAACAUGUCUCUCCCCGUACGCACAGCUACCCGUGCUUUUUCCUGCACUUUAACUUGUUCACAGCUUCAGCAAGUCCACGGGGUCAGCGCUUUAACGGGGAAAGUGGACCGAUUCGGUGGAGUGACAGUGAACCUGGCUGAGGUCGGACUGCCGGGUGACAUCAGCGAGAGCUCAUUCAGCGGUUUACUGCAAGAUUCUUUAGCCCAGUGGAAAGCAGAGGGGAAGGCAGCAGUGUGGCUUCGAGUACCCAUCUCGCUGAGUCGAUGUGCUGCCGCCGCCUCGGCUCACGGCUUCACCUUCCAUCAUGCCAGAAACGACUACGCCAUGCUGGCUCUUUGGCUGGGAGAGGGGGAGAGCAGACUACCAGGUUUUGCAACUCACCAAAUUGGAGUGGCAGGUGCAGUUGUUGAUGAGUCCAAUGCAAAGGUCCUUGUUGUCCAAGACAGAAAUAAGACAAAGAAUGCUUGGAAGUUUCCCGGUGGUUUGUCUGAUCCAGGAGAAAAUAUUGGUACGACUGCUGUUCGUGAAGUGUUUGAGGAAACUGGUGUUCGCUCCGAGUUCAGAUCUCUGCUAAGUAUCCGGCAGCAGCACAACCACCCCGGUGCCUUCGGCAUGUCUGACAUGUACAUCAUCUGCCGUCUGAGCCCGCUAACCUACGAGAUCAACUUCUGCACUCAGGAGUGUCUACGCUGCGAGUGGCUGGACAUCAGCGAGCUGGCCAAAACCAGCGAGACCACGCCCAUCACCACUCGCUUAGCCAGUCUUCUGCUUCAUGGCCUUGAGCACGGCUUUGAUAAGAUCGACCUCAACAUGGAGGAGCUUCCUGCUGUUUACUCUGGGAGGUUUUACCAGUUAUAUUACAGACAGCUUCCCACGAUACUAAAAUUAUAGGAGCUCCACAGAUCACCUCAUUGUAGCCAGAUAUGGUGAAGCACGGUUGUCACCAUUACUCCUAUAUUAAAAAUCUAUUUAUAACUCGACUGUUACUUUUGAAGAAUUACAGUGUAACCAGUUGGAUUAAAAACACACUGCAAAUUUUAUGAUGCUUUUUGCAUCUGCAUUGCUGCAGUUUUAAAUGUUUUAUUUAACACGUCUUGGUGGCCACGUUCAAAACCCAAAGUUUUCCUCUCCAUGUUGGUCAUUUACAUCAGCGGUCUCCAACCCCCGAGUCAUAGGGUACAUAGGGCUUUUUCUUUUUGGUACCGGUUUUAUUUUGUUGUAUUUAUCAGCGACACCUUAAAGGCCAGUCUGUGAAAAUAUUGUCGGACAUAAACCGGUCCGUGGCCCAAAAAAGGUUGGGGACCGCUGAUUUAAAUGACUUUUUCACAGUCAGUAAUAUGGUGAUGACAAGGCAAAGCAAUGUCUUUAAAAUGUUGUGCUGUGAUUUAAAGAUUGUGUUUCUUGCCGAUGUGUUUCAAGCACAAUCAACAGCCAAUAAUACAACAAUUCACCAAGUCAACACUUAUCUAUUUAACAGUCCAAGUCAUAUGUGUUCAAAAGGGGAAGUAAUGAAGUAAUGCUUGGGUUUUGCUUUUAGUGUUUCUUCUUCUUUUAAUUCAAAUUUUAUAUUUUUCAGAAUACAGUUAGAGUAUUGUAGGAUUUAAACGUGUUUUCUUAUUUAUGAAAACACUCAAAUAUGCAGUAUAUUACCAACACCCUGCACUUAAACCCAGACUCCAGCUUAGACUUUCAUUAGGUUAAGCAGAUAGCUGUUUUGAAUCCUUUAGCCAAUAUAGAGAGAGCUAUGUUAAUUAAAAAAAAAAAAAAACCCAUUGUGUUUUACUGCUGUUUAACUGAGAUGCACUAGGCAGCUGGCUCCAGUUGGUUGGUCUACAGUAAAAUUCUGGUUAAUAAUAAUAGUAAUAAUAAUAUUAUAAUAUAAUAAAAGGUAUGACUAUAUGGUGCUAAUUUAAAGUGAAGCUGAAUAAUUGCAGACAUGUUUAUGAUAAAAAUAAUAACUGUUAGGAUCUAACAGUAAAGCUUCACAGCUAUUUUGGGCAAUGCUGAUGGAACACUUGCUUCAUUGCCGUCACAUCUUUUCAUUCAGACAUCAGUAUCUCUCACUCUGAGCCCAGAUUAGCAUUUAGCAGACAUUGGGAGAAAGAGAA